AUGUCAGCUAUAAACUCAUUCACAUAUGCACCAACCCUACAACCCACCCAGUUAUAUUCAAUGAGAGUACAAUUUGCAUCUGAUUAUGUGUGUGAGAGGGUUUUCACAAAACUUGAUGCAAAACACAGGGAGGAGUUGCAAAGUUUUGUAUGUCACACCUCAUCAGAAGGUUUAUAUGGACCACUCAGAGGACAUCUUUUUGAGAUGAUUGCCCAUCAAAUGUUGGCACAGGGAGGAUCAUUCAACAUUCGCUGUUUAUCUAGGAACAAUGUUUCCCAAUCAGUGCUUGACAUGAACCAAAUGGCCAGCAUGAAAUUUGAUGUUGUUAGUGAUAUUGAAAAUGGCAAGUGCUGCAGGCCAAAACGAAAGAAUUUUAAUUCAGUAGAUGCAAUUGUUGCUCCUGACAAGCUCUUUCAGAUAACCACUAGCAGGCAUCAACCUAUCAAAAUGAAUGGCUUGAACAAAACUAGCACUGGGAAGUGA
Paraglomus occultum is the source of this 483-nucleotide messenger RNA. NCBI's taxonomy places the organism in Eukaryota, Fungi, Glomeromycota, Glomeromycetes, Paraglomerales, Paraglomeraceae. The record is from the annotation of a GenBank genome assembly.